AUGAGCCUUGGCCUGCCUCAUCGGGGAGGCAAAUUCCCCACCAUCACCAGCGUCGUCUCUCCACCGAAGACCAGCUCUGACACCUCAAGGGUGGAGCGGUCAUCGUCUGGUCAUCCCGAAGAUUCGGAUUCACUCAGAGCCUCGCAGGAGACCACAAGGUAAGACACCCCAAGGUAGGCUGAAUAUUGCUUUGUUGUUUUUGCUCGCGCACCACAGUCAGUUCAGCAACGAGUUACUUAAACUGGUAGACAGCCUUGCAGUCGCUGCCGCCACCGAUGACGAGAACGCCUCCGUGGAGAAUCGAUGGUGUCAACUGCUGGACACAAUCAAGGAGACGGCUCUGGUCGUCCUUGGUCGUGCACGCCGUCAACACCAGGACUGGCCGGACGACAAAGACGUCGCCAUCGGCAACCUGCACGCCGAGAAGAACCACCUGCACAAAGCCUAUGUAGGCCACCCCACGUAG
Messenger RNA from Spirometra erinaceieuropaei, 466 nucleotides. The record is from the annotation of a GenBank genome assembly. Lineage: Eukaryota; Metazoa; Platyhelminthes; Cestoda; Diphyllobothriidea; Diphyllobothriidae.